UGAUCAAGCCAAAUAACAACACUGUUUCACUACGUAAUCUCUCUCGCAUCUUCUCCGUCCCGACAAGAGCCAAGUUCCGCCCCGAACACAUCUCAUUCUUUCUUCAUCAAUCGCAAGUUGCAAUCUUUCAGUUUAUUUUCUCUCUCUCUUUCUGUUCUAAAUCGGCUUGGAUCUGUCGGGGGCUAUUUGGAAAGUUGGCGAUUUUUCGAACGACGAUGGAAAGCGAAUUGGUCGAAUUGUUCGAGGCGGCGAAGAAGGCAGCCGAUGCGGCGGCGAUCGACGGUGUAGCCUCCUCAGGUCCGGAGGUUUCUCGAUCUCUCGAUGCCCUUAAACAGCUCAAGAAGUUUCCCAUCACAUACGACAUGCUCGUCGCCACUCAGGUAGGUAAGAAGCUGAGGUCUCUUUCAAAACAUCCUAUCGACGAAAUCAAAACCGUAGCUACUGAUCUUCUCGAUAUAUGGAAGAAGCUUGUCAUCGAAGAGACAUCCAAGUCUAAGAAGGAUGCAAAUCCCGCGCCUGUGAAAGUCCAGAAGCUUCAGAGGGGUGAUUCAGCUAAGAGCAUCAAGGUAGAGAGAAAAGAACCAGUCAACAACGGAGUUAAGAUAGAGCAUCGUGGUCAGACUGGUGUCAAAGAUGAAAAGGCUCCUGCUAAGGCACCACCAACUAAUGGUGCACCGAAGCUGACUGCGAUGGUCAAAUGCAACGACCCCGUGCGUGACAAAAUCCGCGAGCUGCUUGUGGACGCCAUGUCCAAGGUCCAUGACGAAUCUGAUGAUUACGAUAGAGCCAGAGUUGUUGGAUGCGAUCCGAUCCGCGUCGCUGUGGCUGUGGAGUCUCACAUGUUUGAGAAACUGGGACGGUCGACGGGAGCUCAGAAGGUGAAGUACAGAUCUAUCAUGUUCAACCUGAGGGACAGUAACAAUCCGGACCUGAGGAGGAGAGUGCUCACAGGGGAGGUGUCGCCGGAGAAACUCAUUACGCUGUCUGGUGAAGAGAUGGCGAGCGACAAGAGGAAACAGGAGACCAACCAGAUCAAGGAGAAGUUUCUGUUCGAUUGUGAGCGUGGCCAGGCGCCGAAAGCGAGUACGGAUCAGUUCAAGUGUGGGAGGUGUGGUCAGAGGAAAUGCACUUACUAUCAGAUGCAGACGAGGAGUGCUGAUGAGCCGAUGACGACUUAUGUUACGUGUGUUAACUGCGACAACCACUGGAAGUUCUGUUGAGGUGUGACCAUGCUUCUAAGACAUAAGAGGAUCUGGUUGAUUUAUCAUCAAUCCAUUUGCCGAACACAUUCUUAGAAUGUUUGUGGCUCUGAUGUUUGUGUAAGGUUAUCAGUUUCAUUGUCUUAAGAGAUUAGUAAGUAGAGGAGUCUACUAAUAUAGGUGUCUAUAUAUCUCUUUAUUUCCUUUGCUUCUUUUAUUUCCAAACAUGUCAAACUUGUCAACCCUCUUUGCAAUUUUUAUCAAAGUUUUGAAGUUUAUUAUUA
Molecule: messenger RNA, 1483 nt
Organism: Raphanus sativus (radish)
Lineage: Eukaryota; Viridiplantae; Streptophyta; Magnoliopsida; Brassicales; Brassicaceae
Product: transcription elongation factor TFIIS
Exons: 2
Coding region: 216-1220 (334 amino acids)
Biological process (GO): transcription elongation by RNA polymerase II; DNA-templated transcription
Cellular component (GO): nucleus
Molecular function (GO): nucleic acid binding; zinc ion binding
Source: RefSeq, a predicted model, not a curated record